AGAGGAAUUACUGCAAGACGAAAACGAUGUUUUCCAAAGGAACGCUUUCCUAAUAAUUACUGAAAUGAUCGAACUGAGCAACCAGACCCAAGAAGACACUUCUGACUUAGUGGACGAGAUUCUCCACAGCAUCUUCUUUUUGGGAUGGAUCAACCAUCCCAAACUUUCCCUGAAUGACCUUUUGGACAAUGAUGAUGAGAUAUACGUGCACCUGGAGGAUCGUCACCCACAGCCUUUCCAACUCUAUAAAACUCAGCUACCCAGGCGGAGCCCCUUUUCCUGUGUCCUGGAUAUGAUCGUCAAACUGAUCGGACAAGAGAAUGAAGAUGAAAUAAAAGAGAGACUACAAAACCUCAUUGACAGCCUGAGGGAAAAUACCAAAAAAAAGAUUUUGUUCUCGUCUACAAUCUGUAUCUCCCAUAUGAACAUCCCUGAUUCGGUCAGGCACUACGGAGUCUCUAUGUCUCUCAUUUCUAGUGGUAGCGCUAAGCAAAUCCUGGUUGCUGCCUCCUGUUUGAACCACUGGGAUCCUCGAGUAGCCGGGGCAGUGAUGAGCUACUAUCCAGCUUUAACAAGGAAGCCUUACUUUGACGGAACCAUCACAUUACCUCCUGAUGUCCGAUGUGAGGCUUUUGAUCUCUGUACAGGGAUUAUAAAACCUGCUUGCCAAUCAUGUGGGAAUUUGUUUGGCCUGCAGACAGAAGAAGAAAAGGAAUGGUUUUAUGGUAACUGUGCAGAAAUAGAAAGUGUAAGCAACUUGCUUCGAAAUGAAAAUGUACCAGUGGAAGCAGUUCCAGAAGAAAACAGGAAGAAAGCUGCAGAUAGCGUUUUAAAACAGCUUAAGUGUUUGCUGAAAAAUAACAAGCCGCCGUUUGACUGGGAUGGAGGUUACUACAGCCCACAGGGUGCCAGGGAUGAAAACAAC
Menidia menidia (Atlantic silverside) is the source of this 925-nucleotide messenger RNA. NCBI's taxonomy places the organism in Eukaryota, Metazoa, Chordata, Actinopteri, Atheriniformes, Atherinopsidae. The record is from the annotation of a GenBank genome assembly.